Messenger RNA from Hyaloscypha bicolor E, 2130 nucleotides. RefSeq lists its product as uncharacterized. Gene Ontology annotation, biological process: regulation of DNA-templated transcription; DNA-templated transcription. The record is from RefSeq and is a predicted model, not a curated record. Gene Ontology annotation, molecular function: DNA-binding transcription factor activity, RNA polymerase II-specific; zinc ion binding; DNA binding. Bases 1 to 2130 code for a protein of 709 amino acids. The transcript has 3 exons. Lineage: Eukaryota; Fungi; Ascomycota; Leotiomycetes; Helotiales; Hyaloscyphaceae.
AUGUCGUCGUCGUCCUCGUCGUCGGUCAAGCGCGCCUGCGACGCCUGCCACCGCCGCAAGGUGAAGUGCGACGGCAUCAAUCCGUGUCGCAACUGCUCCAGCGCUCAAUUGUCCUGUACCUACCACGCUAUUCCGCAGAAGAAGGGGCCCAAGGGGUCGCGAGCAAAGGUGAUUAGCGAGCUGCGCGAGACCCAGCGACAGACCACGCUCUCCUCCAAGGUUGCGAACCGAUUGAACGGCAUCAACAGUCCGCCGUGCAGCCCGACGCUCUCGCCCACUCCGGGCCUCCUCACGAACGACAUGGUCAAGGACUGCAUCGAGUUUUUCUUCGCGAACAUGUACCCGACGCUACCGAUCCUGCAUCGCGGCCGAUUAGAACAACAAGCCAUGUACGCCGAUCAGAAUGUCGAUACCUACUGUCUAUUGACAUCGUUAUGUGCGUUCAUGAUGAUACAGCCGGGAAUGGGGAUACCUGGUGAUCCUUUGGGCCUCGACAGCAUGCCGGGCGCUAAUUUGGUGUCGGGAAACCUGUUGAUGGAGGAGACGCUUCGAGUGAGGAAGAGUUACGACCACCUCGAGACGCCGACAUUGAGCAGCCUUGUGACGAGUUUCUUCUUGUUCGGAUGUUAUUUUGGACUUGAUUUGCACAAUAAGGCUUGGUUCCAUUUGCGAGAAGCGACAACCCUCGCACAUAUCCUGGGGUUGACGAAGGAAGAGACGUAUUUACAGUUUGAUGCCGUCGAGUCGUCAAGGAGACGAAGGCUCUAUUGGUUGCUCUUCGUCACUGAGAGAGCGUAUGCCCUUCAACGACAUCGACCUCUUUCGCUGCAAGCAACAAUCACUCUCCCAACACAGAACGAUGAUCCUUCAGAUAUACAAUCACACCACCUGACGGGAUUCUUGCAUCUCGUCAACCUCUUCCGGCCGUUUGACGAAGGAUUUGUCGCUCUCUGGAACAAGACUCGAACAGACUGCUCGCCAGCAUACCUUGCUGCCCUUCAAAAACAAUUGAGCGAUGCUCUUCCAGCGUACCUCAACUCGACCGAGAAUCAGACUGCUGAUUUAAGAACAAGCCAACAAUGGCUUCGAACGAUGGUCUGGCAACUGAGCAUGCAAAAUGGUUAUUUGAGUUCGAAUUGCGAUGAUCCAACCAUGAACUUCCAAUACCCCGUGGAUAUUUCCCGGGACCUAGUCUCGAUGACUUCUCAAUUCUCGCAAUCAAGCAUGGAAGUCCACGGCAUCGGACUGAUCGAGAAACUCUUCGACGUUGCCUGCUCCCUGACAGAUGUUCUCUCCCUCCUUCCACCCAACCCCGACCCCUUCCAACUCGGCCCACGAGACUACCUCCACGACUUCAUGACCCUGCUCUCCGUCCUCCGCAACGGCGAUAACCGCUUCCUUCCUCUGUUGCUCGCCAAAGUAAACGACGUGCUCCCACGCCUCGUGAACCCGAUGCUCCAAACCGUCCCCGACACACCAGCCAUGUGCGCAGACAUCGACAUCUUCGACGGCUUCGGCUCAGGCGGUAUCGGUGUCCCUUCCAACUUCCCGGGCUACAAUGGCAACGGUACCUCCGGCGGAGACUUCAAGAUCGAGCCCGACAAUGACUUUAACCAUAACGUCAACGCCAUCCCCUCCUUCGACAAAAGAAUCGAGGAACUCGGCUCUCCUUCAACGGGCGAAGAGGCAGUGAACAGUCCGUUUGCAAGUCCACCGAUAAUCGGUAGCCCGAUGGAGUUCCCUGGUUUAAGCGAGUAUGGCGGCUUCCCUGACUUGGGUAGUCCUAUGCCCACGCCGAGCAUGUCGAAUCCGCAGAUGGGGAACUAUGGGGAGGGUGUUGGUGGAGGGGGCCAGCAAAAUCAAAUACCAUUUAAACAGGAAUUCAACCCGCCGAAUGGGAUGUUAAGGUCGAACUCGCGGCAGGGGAAUCCGAUGGAGGGUGUUAGGAGACCGCCGUUGCGGCAGGGUAGCUCAAGUAGCUUUGGGCUGAUGCCGAGGAGUGUGCCGGAUAAUUUUGGGGUGAUGAAUCACUUGGGGAGGGCGAAUAGUGCUGGGGGAGGAGAGGGCGUUGAUGUGGGGAUGGGGGGAAAUAUGAAUGGGAAUGGGGUGGGGGAGAUGCCGUUUCGGUGA